UUAUGAACGAGUUGUAGUUUUUAAAACAUUUGUUUGUGUUUCCAAAGCGCCUGAGAGAAGAUUAGGAAGAAACACACAUCGAUGUGUUCUGGGAUCGAUCUCACGCCUGGGAUGACUGACAGCAGCGUGUGCACGAUCGGGUGAGACACGGUAACAACCAUGGCUCUGCGGACAACCCUGAAAACCUCCGCCGUGGUUCUCCGUGAGCUCGGCUCCUGUGUGUCGGCGAAACCGUGGACAUGCUGCUCUGUUCUGUCAACAACACCGAGGCUCAGCAGCGUUCCAAACAUCGUUUGUGUUUCAUCACCAGUGAGGUUUUACGCCAGCAACAUCUCCAAGAAGAAGAAGACUGCUCCUCAGAGUCAGCUCAGUGAUCUUCCUCCAACGAUGCUGAAGAACAACUUCGCAGCCGUUCCUCUCGCUCAAACGACUGACGACAUCGUCAGAAGACUUCUCUCUCUGGAGCUGGCGUCUCAUCGUGAGAAGCUGGACCUGAAAACAGAGCAACUGAUUAAAAAAGUCCAGAGAGAUGAGUACGACCGCAGCUCGGAGGAAGUUCAAGUGGCCAUUCUGACGGCCAGAAUCCGAAACCUCCAGGAGCACAUGCAGAAACAUAGAAAAGACAAAGCUAAUAAGAGGCGGAUGCUAAUGGCCAUUGACAGAAGGAAAAAGAUGUUGAAGAAGCUGAGGCUGGUUCGUUACGAUAGCUUUGAGCGAGUGUGCGAGCAGCUGGGCAUCACCUACACCUUCCCCCCGGAGUACUACAGACGGGUCACCCGGCGCUGGCUGGCCAAGAAGGCGCUGUGCUUAAAGAUCUUUAAAGAAGUUCAGAAGCAGAAAGCAGAGCAGAGGCUGAAAAUGAAGCAACGUUCAACCAAGACAAAUACUGGCACCAAUGAUUGAAAAUACUGCUGAGUACUGCUGAGUACUACUGCCUACUACACCGACACCUGCUCCGACCAACAGUUUUCUCCAGCGUGUCACACUUCUCAGUAAAUAUUUGUGCUUUAAAUUCACCUCCAAACGUCAACGUUUAAAGUAAUAAAGCCGUGUUGUGAAAAUCCA
Messenger RNA from Cynoglossus semilaevis (tongue sole), 1065 nucleotides. RefSeq names its product mitochondrial ribosomal protein S15 (gene mrps15). NCBI's taxonomy places the organism in Eukaryota, Metazoa, Chordata, Actinopteri, Pleuronectiformes, Cynoglossidae. Gene Ontology annotation, biological process: mitochondrial translation. The transcript is spliced from 9 exons. Gene Ontology annotation, molecular function: RNA binding; structural constituent of ribosome. Gene Ontology annotation, cellular component: mitochondrial small ribosomal subunit; ribosome. Bases 160 to 903 code for a protein of 247 amino acids. The record is from RefSeq and is a predicted model, not a curated record.